GAGAAAGGACCGUGCCACGUGAUGCUCCCAACACACCUAGGCAUGUGGGUAACCUAAGCUGGGACGCUGUGUCCCCAGUCAAAGGGACGGGACAUCAACUAAGCUGUAAACACUGGGCUUGGGGAAUGGAGGUGCGGAGAGGGAGAGAGCUUUGGCUCGGUUCAGGGCUGUGCCUCCUGUCUCCAACUCCGCGCCAGGCUGGUGGCAUGGCUGGUUGCUGCUUGAAGAGGUCCAACAAGAGGAACCCUUGGGCAAGACCCAAAGUUAAUAGCAGCUGUCAUUUUUUCUCACAAGUGGUCAGGGUGUCUACUUGAGGAACAACACAGGAAGAGGAACAUUCACUGCCACCAGGCUACCAGUCAGGUCUUUAGGCCUGGGCUGAGGCUCUAAUUGGUUUGCUUUUCUAGCAGUACCCCACGUGAGAGCUGGCACUCGGUGUUUCUCCCCAGCAAUCAUUGCCUGUGGUCCACCAUGCCCAAGGCCAUGCUGCUUCUGGUACUGUGGGCUUUGCUGGGGGAUCUGCCAGCAGCCGAAGGCCGGACAUCUCCCUAUGCCGUAAAACUGUGUGGCCGAGAGUUCAUCCGGGCUGUCAUCUUUACCUGUGGAGGAUCUCGAUGGAGACGGGCUAGGGCAGGGGAUGCCUUUGCCGAGGAGUUGGGGGGUGAGUCCCAGGAGACCACUUCGAUUGAAUGGCUCUCUAGCCCUCUCUUGCCCCUGUCCAGGGAGCCUGAAGACUUCUACAGCAGCGUGGGAGGCCCUGGCUGGUCCGGGAUGGCCAGGAGCCGGCCGGAGUCGGAACCAGAGGCCAGGCCUGGCCAGGGCUUCCUUCGGGGUGGUCGGGAUGUUCUGGCAGGUGUCUCCAGCAACUGCUGCAAGUGGGGCUGCAGCAAGACUGAGAUCAGCAGCCUGUGCUAAACUCUAAAGAUGUCUCUGCUCUGCCUGGUUCUAGACUCCAGGUCCCCCUGCUCUCUGAGGCCCUGCUCUGGCUCUUCCCUGUCACUCUUGUCCUGACUUUGUCCUUCCUUCACUCUAUUUUCCAGAGCUAGACCAGGCCUAUUGUUAGGUUCCAGGUCCUUCCCCUUUCUCUCUGCUCCUUAUCCUUCUCUCCAAAUUUCGCCCUCACCCCCUAGCUCCAGAUCUGUAUCAUUCCUUCAACUUUGCAUCUCUCCUCUGCUUGGCCCUUGAGCUUACUCUGCUCUGAACCUGUUUGGGGAAUGGAGUCUGGGGGAAUGGACGGGGCGUAAAUUAACCCCACCCCAUCACCCUCCGGACAUCUGCUGUGGAUUGGGCAGAGUGAGAGAGAAUUCUCCUAAAUCACUGAUUUCUGGCCCAGGGGGGAAAAUCGUCCUCAAGAGUUAUAGGAUCAUAGAUUUGAAGCCCGACAGGACCUUAGAUGUAUCUCCACAGUUUGCCCUGGGAUUGGCCCAUGCGUGACUGUGAAUACCCACCAUCAUGCUGCGUUCAGUGAUACCUACGUUUUUCUACACCCAGGAUCAUUCAGUCACACGGGGAAAUGACAGUUGCUACUCUGUUCUCACUGUGGGGGAUGGGAAAAGGGUGGGUGGCUGGGGUUAGGAGGCCGGAUGCCUGGGUUCAGGAUGCGGGUUGGCCCGGGUCCAA
Dromiciops gliroides (monito del monte) is the source of this 1620-nucleotide messenger RNA. It is a transcript of the gene RLN3, whose product is annotated as relaxin 3. Gene Ontology annotation, cellular component: extracellular region. NCBI's taxonomy places the organism in Eukaryota, Metazoa, Chordata, Mammalia, Microbiotheria, Microbiotheriidae. Gene Ontology annotation, molecular function: hormone activity. Bases 472 to 915 code for a protein of 147 amino acids. The record is from RefSeq and is a predicted model, not a curated record. The transcript has 3 exons.